GACAUUUAGUUAACCUAGUUAAUUAGUUACUUAGUUAGCAAGCUUAGCCUUAUUUUUUUGUCCAGGAGCGAAGCCGUAUCUAUUUCUACUGUGGUUUGUUCUGUUUGACGCUUUUUAAAGGGCGAAAUGUAAUAGAAAUAGCGGGCUCUAGCUAAGAGAUACUUAUUAACUAGCCAAUUAGUUAGUUAGCCAACUCUAGCUGGUUACUACGACUAAAAGCAGAAGCUGCUCUUAAUAUUUGGACAUUCCUGGUGUUCAACACAAAUGAAUGGAGCUUCAGAUCCGCCACUGUUUAAUACAGGCACAGGACAAAAACGGUAAUAAAGCUCUGAAGAAAGCAUAUGGCCUAAUUAAAGAAGGAAAGACACCAGUGUGUCUCCUCCCUGAGCUGUAUGUGUUGUGUUCAGAGCAAGCACUACAGCUGGGCUGUAAGGAGAUCGCAGAGCAUUGCCUAAUGAUGUAUUUUGAGACCAACCCCCCAUCGAAUCAGUUUCUAUGCCGCGCUUACUUCUGCCAGGCUCAGUUGAACUCGCCCCACACUGUCACCACUGUGGAGGAUAUGGAUGAGGCUGCGAUGUACUAUCUAAAGGCCAUAGAGAUUUCCAAAGACAACCCGAGGUACCACUUUCUGGUCUUCAAUGCAUCGCUCCUGUACUUCCAGACUGUGUGUGCAUUCCUGCGACCUGGCCAGUGGCAGCACCUGGUCUGCUCUCUCUCACAGGUGGUCAGCGCUCUGGAGGCAGUGCUGGAGCCCGAUUACGCUUGGCGGGCUGAACUUAUGCUACAUCUUGUUGAGUGCCUGUUGGAUACUGGGAAACACAAGGAGGCAGCUGCCUUUGCCAAGGUCACCUCUGAGUUUAUAGAAGCGCAUAAACCUGAAAUAUAUCCGCACAUUUUCUCCAUACAGGUACGCCAUGAUCUUCUAGAUGCCUCCCAAACUGUAGGAAAACGAAGUCAUAAAUUACUUGUCAUCUACAAGAUACAGAAACUUAAACAGGUUUUGUCCAAACUGUUUCACAAAGUGAGUGAAGUCAGUAAUGAAACUGCUGAACUGAAGGGGGUUUUGCUCUUGCUGAGCCAGUCAUCCCAGGCUGAAUCACCCGUUUCUUACAGUUCUAGUCCUGAUUCUGAUGACCGCUCCCUCAUUCUUUCAUCUGACAGGAUUGAGCUUCUGUUGGAGUUGGCCUUCUUCUGUAUGCAGCUGAAAGAGCACAGGGUUGCAGAAGGCUGCCUUAAGGAGCUACAAGCUAUAGAGGGCACCACUGUUGCUCAGCGCAUUAAGCUGGAGUGUGUUGAGUGUGAGCUGACCCUUAAGGGACAGGUCAGCCGCAUCGAGGACUACACCAAAAGCAGUGUGGAGGCCCAGCUUGCAGUAUUUGGGCGAUUGGAAGCUCUGCUCCAGAGAGCAGUGAGAGAAGGAGAAGGGGAGGUGACGCAGUGUGUGUGUGCUGCUCAGUGGAACAGCUGUCUGCCCCUUCUUCAGCACAACCUCCGGAGGAGCAUCAAAAGACCUCUGCUCAAUCUUGCACAUGCACUGGAUGACAUCAACAGCACGUUGUUGGACAUACGCUGUCAGGUCCAAGCUGAGCUGGCUGCUAUAGAGGAGAAAGAGGACAGGCUGGAGCCUGCAUUAAAACAUCUCCACGCAGCCCUGCGCCUGGAUGAGAGAGGCCAACAUCAGGAACGUCUGUCAUCCUCACUGCACCUCCUUCAGCUGCGCACCAGCCUCUACAACACCCCCACUCGCCCAGAGGACCAGGCUGCUGUGCCUAUCCAGCAGGCAAAAGAAGGGAGUGCCUGUAUGCCAACAAAGAAGUGGCGUCCUAUGCUGGUUAGUGCUGGAACUGCCCUGGCACCUGACACCUUCCAGAUGGUGCUGGAUGCAGACAAGGCUGUGCAAGGUAAAAGACACCAUAUCCCUGUGGAGCAGCUUGCUGCCAAGGCCCAGCAUCACUUGACCUGUAUCCAAAAGGUAGAAGGACAUCUGGCCAGGCUGGAGGGAGGCACAGAUGAUAGAGAGAGGAUGAGGUUAUGGGCCUCUCUGGUGAAGGUUGCACGGAAGCAGCAGGUGUCGGAUGUUUGCAGGGCAGCAUGCCGCUUCUGUCUGCUCUAUGAUGAUGGCAGGUGGAACAGCAAGAGUUACAAGUUACAACGGGAUAAAUCAGGGAAGAGAGAGCUCCUGCUUCUUCUGGCUGAGGUCCACUUUAUUAAUGCUGAGGUAACUAUAGUUAAACUUCGGUCUGACAGCAUGGAGCUUAGUGAAUUACCAGUUCGGCCUGUUAAGAAAAAAACACACCAACCUGAGAAUGACUCUCAGUGGACACUGUACAGUGAUUGGAUCCAAAAGCUGUCAGCCUAUGCUACAGAUAAUUUUCUGCGAGGGGCAGAAAUACAGGAAGCGUGGCUGGUGGCUAAUGCAGCUGUGUACCUGUGGAACUAUAACACUCAUUUGCUGUCCAAAAAGCAGUACCCUACUCUUCUACCCACGUUCAGCCGACUAACAGAGUUGCUCAAACAGAUCAGCCAUACUGGGGAUAUAGUGCUUCUGGUCCUCUUGUGUGAUGCUGUUGCUCAGGGAAUGAUCCAACCUUGGUUUGAGGCAGCUGGACAAAUUAAGCCAGAACAAGACACUGCAAAGGGUGGAGUGCAGCAGCAAGCUGACAAGGUGAAAAAGAGUGGAGGAAAGGUUCUAGAAAAACAUAGCUCCACCCAUGGCUUUCCUCUGGAGGUGGCUGCUGUGCAGGAUAUCAAGAAGGCUUUAGAGGUAUGUCACUAUGCUCUGAGGCUGUCCAAUGGGAAUGAGGCGAUGGUGCCCAUGAUGGUCAGAAAACAACUCAUCAGCACGUGGGUGAAUACCAAAUAUCUGCUACAGCAACAGAUUGGACAAAACCUUGACAUUGAUGAUGAGAGUAAAAAUGAGUCUGUAGCAGCCAUGUCCCGUGUGCUGGUGGGAGUGGAGAUGCUGCUGUGUAACUCUAAUCUCGGACUGAUGGAAUUUUAUGUGCCCAGCCUCAGAGUGCUGGCACAAAUGGCAGCAGACUGCAAGUGGUCUGAUCCAAUAGUGGAGCUAUACGUAUGGUCUCAGCUUGCUCACUUUGCCUGCCAGAGCCCUGAUCAUGACCUGGUCAUGACCUGAACACACAAUGCAUUGCAACUGGAGAAGACUGCUAUUCAUAAAGCAAAGGUCCCAGCAAGCAGUCUGUACAGUGUGAAAACAGUAAAGGAAAUGUUGAGCAGCUCCGCAUGUCUCAGAGGAUUGAGUAUGCUUCAUAAGUCUGUUGGACAUCCUUCCAGCUACACAGCAGCUCAUGACAUGCUCCAGUCUAGCAUCAGCUAUGCUGAACAGGCCGUUAGCUGGACUCAUUGUGGGUCUGCAGCCAAGCACUACUGGAAUGCCUGCUUGCCUCUUGUAGAUUUUCCAGAGCAAAGACAUCAGCUCCGGGAACCACUGGAGCUCAUUCUGAAAGCUCUGAACAACACAUACCCUCAACCAGGCAAUGAAAAAUGUGAAGUGGUGAACGUUCAAAAGAAACCUCAAGCAGAGCCUGUGACCACAGCGGCGGACACUGACAGUAGAGCUGAAGAUGUCCUGGCAGUAAUAGCAGCCAUGUACAAUGUGCUAUUUCAUAUCCAUGCUGACACUGGUAAUUUAAAGAGAGGCCUGCAGGUCCUGGAUCAAGCCAUCAGAGAGCUUCUUUGUAGCUCACAUAGACUACUUCUCUAUAAGCAGCGGGUGCUGGUAAAGGCUCAGCAGGGUCAGAGUGUUGUGCUGGACGUGCAGAGGUUUACUGAGGAGGGAGAGCUAGACUGUGCUCUGAUGUGGCAUCAUGUGGCUCUCUGUGCAAUAGACAAACGACAGAAGCUGUCCUGCUACCAAAAUGCCAUCAAUACCCUACAGAGUGUUGAUAAUCUGAAGCAGAAAGUGGAUUUUCUUCUGGAAUUUGGGGAGUGGCAGUACUCUAAUAAUUUCCCUUUGUUGGAAGCACAGCUGGAGAUUCAGAAGUCCAUACAAAUUAUUCUCUCUUCCACCUCGGACUCAAGCCAGAGCCUUGGAACCUCUGAGCAGCCAGAAGGGGUGAUUCCGGUGAGCAGUGUGUUGGACCUAAAGGAAGUGUGGCAUCUAGAUUGCCUCGUGAGGGCAAAUACGCUGCUGGCUCUCAUGGAAUCCAAAGCAUCUUCCCGGCACCAGCAGUACCUGUUUCUUGCAUAUUCCGCUGUACUGCAGAUCUGGAAGGUGUACAUGGAAAGAGCACUGGAAGUCAUCAAAGAGGAACAGAAGAAUUUGAAUAUUCCAGCUCCGCCUGCGUCAGCAGCCAGCAUCAAAAAAGAAAAAGAAAGAGAGAAAGGCAAAAGAGAAUGCAUGCUCAUGCCUCCUCCUGUUGAGAAAAAGCCCAAAGGUUCGAUUUUAGAUGCCUCCCCAACUUCCAGCCCUGAAGAGCGGGCUCAGUUUGAGUGUCCUGAGGUGGUCCGCCAGUGUUUUAGACAGGACAGUGGCAUUAAAGUGCAGGUCAGUGUAUUCCCAACAGGAGGACAUUAUGGCAUUACCUUACAUAUGCACUACAACAUAACCAGAGAUUUUUUUUUCAGGAUAAUAAAAGCCUGUUGUUACGUGGGGCUUGAGUCAUUCUCACCAUACAGAAAAGGGUUGCUGAACGUGGCUCAUAUUCCUGAGAACGAGCAGAUGGCGCGAGCUAUGUUUUUUUUUUUUUUAUGUAUGUUAAAACGUGUGUAUUAUAUUAUGGUUCUAGAAUUAUCCAAACCACUUCUACAGGCUCCUGGCAGUGAGAAGUCUGCAGCUGUAGGCAGUACGUCCAGGAGAUGGCACAGGUACACUGAACAAGAGCUGUGGCUGGAUAAGGCCUCUGUGUGUCUCAGUCUGGGUCUGUACCAGCCUGCUAGAAGCUUGCUGGCUGAGACUCACCUGGUGGCCAAGGAACUUGGAGACCAAACUUCACUGGCUAAGAGUUAUCACCUUUUGGCUGUUCUGGCCAGUCUGGAGCAGCAGCAUGGUCAGGCCCUAGCUUUACUGGAUCAAGCUCAGGAGUUUGUCGGGGAUGAAGGUUUUUGGUAUCACCUCAUUUAGAGCGUCUUAAACACAACUGCAGAGCUUGGAGGCGAAGAUAUGUACACACAGUUUGAUGCUUGGAGCUUGCUCAUUUGCAUCAAAGAAGAGAAACAGCGGCACCUACUCGAUGCCCUCUCAUUUAUGCAGCAGACUGUAUCUCUGCAGGAGGAAGUGCUUUCCAGCUGCCUCAGGCUUCUCCCAUCUCAUGAGAGUGGGCAGUAUAAUCUGCCAGCAGUGUGUGUGGACUAUAGGUUGACUCUGGUAGACCUGAUUCUGCUGAUGCUGGAGAUGCAGUGUGAAGAAGAAAAAUUUAAAUCAAGAAUCCGUAGUAGUAGUCAUGUACUUUAUGGAGGAACAUUACAGUCACAUGAUGUGCCAGGUUGCGUGUGUGUAGUUGGCUUCAUAUGAAAUGAAGCCAUGGUUCAGUACUCUAAGACUGUUUAAUCCUACUGCUUUUCUACAGAUGAGUAUGUAGAACCAAAAAUGGCCCUAGAAUGGGAAAGUUCGUGAUCAAACUUGGCUUGGAAAAGUGGUUGCUAAGUUAAGUAUUAAUAGACAGUUGCUAUCUAAAUUAGUUGGUAAGGUUUUCACAGAUAGUUGCUACUGUAGGUUGUAUGGUAAUUUUGGUGUGAAGUGUGUGGGGUGGGCUGUGUUUAGUGUGCAGUAUAUGGCAUGUUAGGUGGUUGCUAUGGUGUCUGGUGGUUGCUAAACAGUUGCUAGGUGGUUGGUAAGCUGUUGCUAUGGUAUCUGUGGUGGUUGCUAAGGUGUUGCUUAGCAGUUGCUAGGUGGUUCCUAAGGUGUUGCUUGGUGGUUGCUAUGGUGUCUGUGGUGGUUGCUAAGGUGUUGCUAAGCAGUUGUUAGGUGGUUGCUAAGGUGUGACUAGGUGGUUGCUAGAGUGUUGUUAUGGUGUUCGUGGUGGUUGCUAAGCAGUUGUUAGGUGGUUGCUAUGGUGUUCGUGUUGGUUGUCAAUGUGUUGCUAGGCAGUUGCUAGGUGGUUACUAAGGUGUUCGUAGGUGGUUGCUAAGGUGUUGCUAUGGUAUCUGUGGUGGUUGCUAAGAUGUUGCUAGGCAGUUGUUAGGUGGUUACUAAGGUGUUGCUAGGUGGUUGCUAAGCUGUUGCUAUGGUAUCUGUGGUGGUUGCUAAGAUGUUGCUAGGCAGUUGUUAGGUGGUUACUAUGCCGUUGCUGGGUGUUAAAGUUAUUACUUUGUAUUUGUCAUCACCUCCCGUACCCGCGCCCCCGCCUCGCGCUGCAUCCCUCCGGCCUUUAUAGUACACUGCACGACCUCUGGUACACUGCAGUUCACUAUAAUACACUAUAGUACAGUGUGGUACACGAUAGUUCACUAAAGAGCAUGGAGCGGUGUGAGCGCGGCAGAUACAAACGCUGAUUGUGAGAGUGAGAGCGAUUAAAAUCUAAUCUUUGGUAACAACUCGCAUUGUUUGAGCACACUGAUUACUCCACCUCAUUUCUGUUUGUCUACUGUGUGGACAGGUUAGAUGGGCACCCUACAUAUACACACACGCAGGAGCACAUUUGUUUAGACACACUAGGUUAGGGGCGGGUGCUAUUUUUGUAUUUUGGUUAGUUUAGUGUUUUUGGUUAGGCAGUUUAGUUUGAUUUUAUUAUUUUCUUUUCGUUGGCACAGUCCUUUAGUCCACCUUUAGACAUUAUAGUUUCUGUUGAUUUAUUUUCUAUUUAAAAUACACUUUCUACAACCCCUGGCAAAAAGUAUGGAAUCG
This is a messenger RNA of Astyanax mexicanus (Mexican tetra), 6805 nucleotides long. Its product is annotated as cilia- and flagella-associated protein 46. The record is from RefSeq and is a predicted model, not a curated record. The transcript has 39 exons. Gene Ontology annotation, biological process: cilium movement involved in cell motility; axoneme assembly. Lineage: Eukaryota; Metazoa; Chordata; Actinopteri; Characiformes; Acestrorhamphidae. Gene Ontology annotation, molecular function: protein binding.